GGAAGUGACGUAACACACAGGCGCCUCGCUGCCGAGCUUUUUUUCCUGUUUAGUACGAAGUGUCCAUGUGAAGUUUGUGCACCUUUCUCCCACUGGCCCUGGCCCUGGCCGGGGAGGUGGUUCUGGGGCAGCUGAAGCUUUGCCGUUCCUUUCUACGGGGCGUGGGGAAGUGAAGAUGUCUGACACAUGGAGCUCUAUCCAGGCUCACAAGAAGCAGCUGGACUCGCUGCGGGAGAGGCUGCAGCGGCGGCGGAAGCAGGACUCGGGGCACAUCGAUCCUCGGAACCCAGAGGCAGUGCUGUCUCCAACUUUUCGCAGUGACAGUCCAGUGCCCAUGACACCCACCUCAGGUGGCCCUAAACCAAGCACUGCUUCAGGAACUCCAGAGCUUGCCACAGACCCUGAGCUGGAAAAGAAGUUAUUACACCACCUCUCAGACUUGGCGCUGACACUGCCCACUGAUGCUGUGUCCAUCCGCCUUGCCAUCUCUACGCCAGAUGCCCCUGCAACACAAGAUGGGGUGGAAAGCCUUCUACAGAAGUUUGCAGCACAAGAGUUGAUUGAAGUAAAACGAGGCCUUCUCCAAGAUGAUGCCCAUCCUACACUGGUAACCUAUGCUGACCAUUCCAAGCUCUCAGCCAUGAUGGGGGCUGUGGCAGAGAAGAAGGGCCUUGGGGAAGUAGCAGGGGCCAGCACAGGGCAGAAGCGGCGGGCAGAACAAGACCCCACCACAACUACUACAUUUACCAGCUCCUCAGCCUCUGGUCUGACCUCUUCAACUUCAGAGCCAGCCAAAGAGCCAGCCAAGAAAUCACGGAAACAUGCUGCUUCCGACGUAGAUCUGGAAAUUGAGAGUCUCUUGAAUCAACAGUCUACCAAGGAGCAACAGAGCAAGAAGGUGAGUCAGGAGAUCUUGGAGCUGCUAAAUACCACAACAGCCAAGGAACAGUCCAUUGUGGAGAAGUUCCGCUCACGAGGAAGGGCCCAGGUACAAGAGUUCUGUGACUAUGGCACCAAAGAGGAAUGCAUGAAGGCCAGUGAUGCUGACCGACCCUGCCGCAAGUUACAUUUCAGGCGAAUCAUUAAUAAACAUACAGAUGAAUCAUUAGGUGACUGCUCAUUCCUCAACACCUGCUUCCAUAUGGACACUUGCAAGUAUGUACAUUAUGAGAUUGAUGCCUGCAUAGAUGCUGAAGCCCCUGGCAGCUCAGACCACCCCCCUAGCCAGGAAUUGGCCCUUACACAAGGUGUUGGUGCUGAUUCCAGUGUGGAUCGACUCUUCCCACCACAGUGGAUCUGUUGUGAUAUCCGCUACUUGGAUGUGAGCAUCUUGGGGAAGUUCGCAGUGGUAAUGGCUGACCCACCCUGGGAUAUUCACAUGGAGUUGCCAUAUGGUACCCUAACAGAUGAUGAGAUGCGGAGGCUCAACAUCCCAGUGCUUCAGGAUGAUGGCUUUCUCUUUCUCUGGGUCACAGGAAGAGCCAUGGAAUUGGGCAGAGAAUGUCUGAACCUUUGGGGAUAUGAACGUGUAGAUGAGAUCAUCUGGGUAAAGACAAAUCAAUUGCAACGAAUCAUCCGGACAGGGCGAACUGGCCACUGGCUAAACCAUGGGAAGGAACAUUGUUUGGUUGGUGUCAAGGGAAAUCCUCAAGGCUUCAACCGGGGCCUAGACUGUGAAGUGAUUGUAGCUGAGGUUCGCUCUACAAGCCACAAGCCAGAUGAAAUAUAUGGAAUGAUAGAGAGGUUAUCCCCUGGGACCCGCAAAAUUGAGUUAUUUGGACGACCACACAAUGUACAGCCCAACUGGAUCACCCUUGGGAACCAACUUGAUGGAAUUCACCUGCUUGACCCAGAUGUGGUUGCCAGGUUCAAGCAACGGUAUCCUGAUGGCAUUAUCUCCAAACCUAAGAACAUGUAGAAGUACUUCUUUCCUGGAUAGCUAAGCAGCCAUAGAGAUGCCUGCUGUAAUUACUGCCCUGGACCUGAACAGACUUCUUUUUGGGGUGGGAGGGUUGGGGGAGAGGAGUGGGGAUGACUUUUUAAAUAAAAUAGGACCAUCAAAUUCUAUGUAUGGGCUACAGCCAUAAUUAGUAGCUAUUAGUACAUAUAGUAUAUAGAAAGGGGAAGAGAAACUAAUCUCUGAACUGUUUACUCUAAAGCAAAUACCAGCUUUUGCUAUUCUUCAUCAACUAAUAGGUACUUUUUUCUUUUCAGAAUUGCAACAAGUGAAAACGUACCACUGGAUUACUUAACCUGGCCUUAUUUAGAGGACCAAGAACAGUUUAGGGUAUGCAGGGCUGGUCUACCCUCUAACUUAAAUAAGAAUCUCCUCCCUUGGAAACACUUGUAGAUAAGCACUUUGUCAAACACUAGUGCUUACAGCCUCUAUCUAACAAGUAGAGACAUUUUACUAGAGGAAGGCAUCACUCUGACCUAUUUUAACCUGAGGUAACAAAUCAGGUAAGGAGAGGUUGCAAAAAAAAAUGCUGAAAAUACUUUGUUUACAAAUCAUAAGAGAAAGAAAUGAAUGUAUAGAGACCAUAGAGCCAUGUUUCUUCUCUAAAACAUGAAAACCAGUACAACUGUAAACAUGUUUUUCUCUGAGGUUCAGAGCUGUGUAUUUUCUCUAUCAUUUUAAUUAUCUUUCAAGCAAGUCCUUUGAAAAUUAUACCAACAAUUUUUUUCUUAAAAAGAAUCAAACAAUUCCCCUACCCCCACAUCCCCAUGUCUGUCUCAGCCACUCCCCUAACUCCUCUGCUGUCAUCAUUGGGCCCUCUGCUUAUACUUCAAUGUAUAAAGCAGCCCCAGAUUUCAGCAAACAUGGUGGCCCUCCUCCAAAGCUUGGCCCCUAUCCAAGAAAAGAAAAAGGAAGAAGCACGGAGGGCCAUUAUUGACUGGAAUCAGGCAUCACCAGAAGCCCAGCUUGUGUUUCACAUACAGGCUGAUAAGUUUUCACUGGCUUGGGCAAUGGGACGGACUAUUUCACAAAUACCACUGUACUUGAGUUUCUGGAAGCCACCCAGGCCAGGAAUACAUCCCUAAAAAGGGGAGAAAGAGAAAACAAACAAACCCAGAAUUACAUUACAGAUUCUCUUAAAUUUUACCAUGCCAUAAGAUCCCAAGUAAUUCCCCCAACAGUGUGAGCCUCAAUGAAGAUGCCCAACAAAUAUAGAGAAUAGGCUUAAAAAUUAAGAGUAAAAAGCCCAGAAAUACUAUUCCCAUUCUGCCAUACCAAAGAAGGUUUGAGAGGCACAAAACUAAGCCUAAUUAUUUGUGAAGUACACAGAGUAAUCUUGGUACUUCUACCUCCCUGAUGUAAGCGAGUAUGAAUUUACUAAAAUUUUUUUACAGCUAAAGUGGUAGUUCAAAGAAGGAAGUCGUGUAUAAGAUCUGCUCCUGAUAUUCUCAUUGUAAACGGGCUUGUGCAUGAGCUCAAUAAGCAGCCAAUUUGCUAGAAAUUGAGGCUGACUAUUUGUUUCAACCUCUGAUAUAAUGGAAAUAACAUUAGCUGUGAAGUCAAACAGUCUGUGUUCAAAUUUUCCUUCCAGCUUGCUUAUUACUACCUGUGUAAUGUGUUACUUGUAAAAAUAGACUUGAAAACAUUUUAAAUCUUAAAUAAUGAAUCAAUAAUAGUGACAUUCCUGACAAUGUAAGGAAAAAUAUGAUGAAAAACAACCUGUAACUUAAGGUUAGCCUGGUAUAGCUAUUGGCCUAUACUCAUCUAUGAGUAUUUGAUCCUGAGAUAAUGGAAUUUAUAAUCUAGACCUUGAAAACUCAGCCACCUCAUUUCUGUAUGGCUUCUGGUUUGAACCAGACCAGAUAAGCCUUGUGAACUCCCUAAGAAGUAAAAAGGACCUGAAUAGCUAUUAUACUCACCUGCAAUGCUUCACUACACACUCAUUGCUGCAGUAUUCAUUGUCCCAGUCCUUACUCACAACUGGAGGAUUCUCACAGCCUGACCUCACACAUCGUGGCUGAGGGGAAAGUGUCACAGGAGACCCAGUCACCAGUUCAACAUCCAUCUGAGAAGGAGAUUCAACCUAUAAGAGGAAGAUAGCCUUAUUAACCUAACCCUACCUUGGUACUGGGUAUAGGAUCUUGUACUAAAGGCCUAAAGAUUCGGGCUUUUGUAAAUACUACCUUUGCCAUUUAAAGGUUCAGAUAAUAUCAAAGUAUAACACACUAACAACUUAAUUUGUAAACAAAGUAUUAAGUGGAGAUUCCUAAUUUAGCUUCUCUUAUCCAUACACAUCCCUUUUAGUCUUGUAAAACCUCUAUUCUUGUAGUUACUACUUUUGAAGAAAUCAGAACAAAAGGAAGACUAGGAAAUAGUCUUCCUCAAGUAAAAUAGGUAGUAGUUCAGGGAAGUCAAGCUACAAAUCCUUUAAAAGGAAGGAGUUAAAUAUAAAAUUUGUUUCUGAAACUUUUUCUAAGCUUGUUGCUAAAUCACACAAUUGCUAGCAAGUUAUUUUGCUAGGAAUUAGGACUAUUUGUUUUAGCCUCUAGCACAAUGGAAAGAACACUGGCUUUAUUAAAAGGACCUGUGUUCAAAUUCCUCAUCAUGCCCACUAUGUGACCUUCCUGGACCUCAGGUUCCUCAUCUAUAAAAUGAGGCAGUUCUGGAUAACCUUUGAGACCUCAAGUUCCACAACUAUAAUCCUAUGAUAAGUUCUGAGUUCAAAGUGAGACUUUUUCCAUGGAAAAGGUAGGAUAAUAUUCUUGGAGAAGAGGAAUCAACAUGCCUGUGGUCCCUGCAAAAAUUACUAGCCUUUCAACUGAAUGAAUAGCAAGUUCAAGCUUAACUGAUACUUUCCUUCAGGAGGGACAUGGUACACUCACUCCUUCUUACCAAGAGAACUUUUAGAGAAGGCAUUCUUACCUCAGGUACAACAUCUGUGAUCAUUUCAAUUGGCUCAGGAGAAGUUUCCUCCACUGCAUGGGGCUCAGGGCUGGUGGUAACUGGCUGUUCUGGGCUAUUCUCCAGAGCAGGUGGGACUGAGGCCGGUUGAAUAUGCAAUGUAGGUGGAGGAACAAUCUUGAUCUGCAGAGGAGGUGGCUGUUGGAGACUAAGACGAACCUUUUGCUGUGGGGGCUGCUGCAUGGCUUGGAGUGGAGGAGGCUGCUGCAGAAUGGUUACUUGUUGCUGACUAGGUGGUUGAGGCAUCUGUUGCAAUGGAGGGGGCUGCAGUCGAGGUGGAGGCAACUGCAUAGAAGCAGCAGCUGCUGCUGCUGCCUGCAAUACAGAUCGAGUAACAAUCUUGGCUUGUUGGCUCUGAUCAAUGGUAGAUGUGCUGGUAGCUGCCUGAAUUUGGCUUAACUGAAGCCCCUGGGAAGUUACCAUUGUGGCUGGGAUGACUGUAACCAUGCCCCCUUGGGACAUGGCAAUAGAAGAAGUCAACUGGCUAGAUGUCAACGUCUGUUUAGAUAUAAUGAUCUUGGUGAUGCUGGUCUGGGCCCCUGUCCCACCAGAUGUCUGGCUUGUCACAUAGGAUGAGAGGGUGGAUUUAACCACAAUAGACGAGGACAGGGAAGGGGGCUCUGUUGAGGCUGGAGGUGCUGGAGAGGCUGGCACAACAACUGUUGCAGCAGGAGAUGGGGGAGGAGUCUGCUGUGGUGUCACUGGAUCCAAUUCCACUGUCUCCACAGUAGUCUAGGAGGUUAGAGUAAGACCAAUAAGAUUUAUCAUAUACCCUCACUACCCACCAUAAGCAUCUGCUCAAAAAAAGGUAUAUAAAUCAAAGAGGUGAUUUCUUCUUCCAAACAAACUCUUGGAAGAAGUUGAACAGGUUUAGGCCCAAAGCUUUUCUGGCAACCUCAUGAACUAACUCAGGAAUAAAGCUCCCAUGGGUCUCUAGAAGGGAAUUAAUACCAGGUAUAUUAGAAAAACAUCUGCUUGAAAACAUCUCACAAAAGACAUCAGAACUAAUAAAGUCAUUUUGAGUAUGUCCAAGUGGGCUACCAGCUUAACUAUAUGGCCACCUCCUAAUUAUCUUACCUGACACACCUGAUUGGCUUUAUAAGCUGCCAGGGCCUUCAAAUAUUCCUUCUUGGCAGCUUCAGUUUUCCUUUUGUACACCUACAAGCAAAAAAGACAUGCCAAUUAGCAAGAAAUUAGGGAGGAAAUGGUCUUCACAAUAUUUUUUAUUUUCAAAGCACUUUUAUUUACAUUUUCCCCCCUGACUGAUGAAAACCUGAGAUGGUGAGGUUAACUGCAAAUAAUUGACCAAGCUGAGAAAUGAACUCAAGUUUUAGUCAAAGUAGGGCGAAUCUAUUAAUUAACCAUGUAACUUCCAAUUAUCAUUAAAUAUCCAUUUUACACAUAGGAGAAACUGAGGGAAAGGAAGGUUAAAUAACUGUCCCACUUACUUAGAGAACUAAGAUUUUUAUAGUAAACCAGGCAGAAUAAUACAACAGGUCUUUAUUAUAUAUUGCAUACUAUGUAAUAGGGAUUAGGUAGAACACCAUGGAAAGCAAUGGGGAGGAAAGAAAAAUUAAGGAGGAAGAGUCUGACAAAGGGGGGGUGUGGAUUUAUUGGUGAAGCUAUCCUUCCUUGGACUUCCAUCAAACUCUCUGCCUCUCCUCAGCAUGAGGCUUCCCCAUCUACAUAGCCUGGCCUUUCCCAGUAGUUAUGUUUUUUAGAAAUGGGAAAUUGAUUUCUGCUUUAUCUUCCAGGUGUCAUGCUCAGGGAACAAUCUGAUAAGUUCCUACAAACUGCUUGUUGGGAUGAUUUUUAAAAUGCAUAGCUAAAGAGAAAAGAAAUGGAUAAAAUAACUUAGGGGGGAUGGGAAGCAUAAAAGGAAAUUCACUAAUCAUUUCCACAACAUUCUAUUACCAGAUCAUUUUUAACUCCUGGAGAGAAACCAAGAGUGGAAGACGAGCUUUCUGGUGCUCACACAUGUAUAUAGGAAAACUGUGGGGGUGAAAAGUACGAUGAUUUAAAAAAAAAAAACAAAAAAAAACACUUUACCUUCUGUUUUAGAAUCAAUAUUGUGUAUUGCUUCCAAGGCAGAAGAGUGGUAAAAGCUAGGCUGAGUGGGGGUGGUAGGGUGUUAAGUGACUUGCCCAGGGUAACACAGCUAGAAGUACCUAAGGCCAAAUACCCUGACUUUUGAAAUAUAAGUUGUAGGUUCAAAUCCCAGCCCUACUCAUCAUCAGUAAUUACUAGAUCUGUGACCCUGGGUAAGUCAUUUAACUUUACUGAAUAUCAGUUUUCUCCUAUAUAAAAUGGUACAAUCAUGCACUGCCAACCCCACAGGGUCAUGAGGAUGAAAUAAGAACUUAAAUAAGCACUGUGUAAAGAGAAAUGCCAGUUGUUAUAAUAUGUUGUUGUGAAGUUCAAUAAAGAUUUUAGGUCAAGGAUAACAGUGAACUCAGUUAAUACUAAAAUAAAUGUUUGAGAUGGAUAUGGAAAA
This is a messenger RNA of Monodelphis domestica (gray short-tailed opossum), 7412 nucleotides long. It is a transcript of the gene METTL3, whose product is annotated as methyltransferase 3, N6-adenosine-methyltransferase complex catalytic subunit. Gene Ontology annotation, cellular component: RNA N6-methyladenosine methyltransferase complex; nucleus. Gene Ontology annotation, molecular function: mRNA m(6)A methyltransferase activity. The record is from RefSeq and is a predicted model, not a curated record. Lineage: Eukaryota; Metazoa; Chordata; Mammalia; Didelphimorphia; Didelphidae. Gene Ontology annotation, biological process: mRNA modification; RNA methylation.